CACCUGGCGACCUGGCGACCUGGCGAGCCGCAACCUCCAGAAAUAGCCAAUAUCCUGAUUUCCCUUUUACAUCUCAUCGUCCCUUUCUUUGGCUUACUGAUAACCCGAGUCAUUCAUUUAGUUAGUUAGUUAGGCAUAUGGGACUGCUGACAAAUGCGACGCCCUAUCUCCGUUCUUACCCACAUGGUAUUGACGCCAUCCGGCUCUGCAAACUCCACUAUAUGAAUGGCUUAACACCAUGAUUCUGAGUAGUUUGGCCAGCUAUCCAGAGAGAAUAUAACCAAAUCUGGUGAAAUGUCAUCCUAUCUCGUCACUGGCGCCUCCCGCGGUAUUGGGUUGGCCGCGGUCACUCAGCUGGCCGCCCUGCCCGAGACCGAGGUGAGCAUCGUCUUCGCCACCACCCGCCAGGCCGACUCCCCUGGGUUGGUGAAGCUGGCUGAAUCAACAUUUGGUAGGGUGGUACCCGUCCAGAUGGAUGCAAAUACUCCAGAGAGCCUCCAAGCCGCGGUCAAGUUUGUGGAGGGCCAGCUCAACGGCCAGGGUCUAGAUGUCUUGGUCAACAAUGCGGGUAUUAUGCCCAGUACACAGGGUCCCAUCGAAAAUAUGGAAGGUCUCACGGAGACUUUCCAUACAAAUGUCACCUUGACUCACCUGGUGACUGGGGCAUUUAUGCCACUCCUUCGCCAGGGAACACGCAAAAUUGUUGCUAACAUCUCAAGCACCAUGGGUUCAAUUACGAUGGCCAAAGAGUUCAAAGGCAAGCCAGUAUACGCAUACAACAUUUCCAAGACCGGCAUGAACAUGCUCACGGCACAGUAUGCAAAUUGCUACGAGGAUGAGGGAUUCACCUUCUUCGUCAUCAGCCCUGGAUGGUUGAAAACCGAAAUGGGAGGUUCGCAAGCAGAUCUUCCUGUAGAAACUGGUGCGAAGGAAGUGGUUAGGAUGCUGAGAGAAGCCGAUUCGGAGUUCAAUGGGCGAUUCCGAAACAUCCACGUCCCUGGAUGGGAGAAUAAAUCAGGGCCAAAUAAAUACGAUGGAAAGGACGCACCUUGGUGAUGAACUCUUCAACUCCUUUUUAUUGUUCAAUUGUUCAAUUGUCAGUUGGGGCCGAGCGAGACAGCUGAGGGGUUGGAUGAUUCUGCAGUCAGCAUCCGGCUCAACCUUAUGGUUUACUAGCGAUUUAUUCGCUGUUCAAAAGCACUGCCAUUAUCUUUGCACUUGGAAUUGGGCUUAAUAGGUGUAUUUAUUUGGGCAAAAACCAGUAUUUGGCCUAGAAUGUACAGUACACGCGAAGUUGCGCAAGGAUUCCAUAUUCGGUGAUACUAUCACCAAAUAUAACCAAAAAUGCCUCGAAUAUACCUUUAG
This is a messenger RNA of Aspergillus ochraceoroseus IBT 24754, 1365 nucleotides long. Its product is annotated as SDR family oxidoreductase. The transcript is spliced from 4 exons. Bases 295 to 1056 code for a protein of 253 amino acids. Lineage: Eukaryota; Fungi; Ascomycota; Eurotiomycetes; Eurotiales; Aspergillaceae. The record is from RefSeq and is a predicted model, not a curated record.